This is a messenger RNA of Zea mays, 672 nucleotides long. RefSeq lists its product as uncharacterized. Bases 179 to 415 code for a protein of 78 amino acids. The record is from RefSeq and is a predicted model, not a curated record. Gene Ontology annotation, cellular component: COPII-coated ER to Golgi transport vesicle; endoplasmic reticulum membrane; Golgi membrane. Lineage: Eukaryota; Viridiplantae; Streptophyta; Magnoliopsida; Poales; Poaceae. The transcript is spliced from 2 exons. Gene Ontology annotation, biological process: endoplasmic reticulum to Golgi vesicle-mediated transport.
AACCCUAACCCUCGCCACCGGCCUCCGCCUCUCCUCCAGAGCCAGCCGCCGUGCGCUCUCGCUCUCCCUCUGUCUGCGACGAGACUUGGUGGGCUACCGCCGCUGCGCUUCGCCAGGUGCUGACGCCUUCGCCGAUCACUUCGCCGGCGAUAGCACUCACCAGCUAUAAUCUGCAGGAAUGGGCCUGUGGACAUUGCUGGAGGGUUUUUUGCUUCUUGCAAAUGCGUUAGCGAUAUUGAACGAAGACCGCUUCCUUGGUCCAAGGGGAUGGAGCAUGUCUGAAGUAUCAGGAAACGGGCAAACCAAGUCGUUCAAGGGCCAGAUCGUGGGGCUUAUCUACGCUACACAGUUUCUGCGGAUGCCCUUAAUUGCUCUCAACGUUCUCAUCAUCGUUGUCAAAUUGGUGUCUGGCUGAGCCUGAUGAAUUGGUAUCUGUUCCACCUUUAUGUAAGAGCUAAGAGAUCCCAAAGUUAAUUGUACUCAAGGUUGCUGUAAAUAUGCUGUUUCUGUUUACUCUAAUGUGGAUUUCUGUUAUUGUUGUCGUAAAUUAAUUUGGUCAGAAAAUGACUGUCGAUAUUCAUACUAUCCAAGCGGGCACUUUAUUGGGGGUGUCUUUCUUUUGUACAUUAAUGAAUUCAAGACAUAUUUGCAACGUCCUUGUAUGUUUUGUGA